This is a messenger RNA of Ostertagia ostertagi, 1107 nucleotides long. NCBI's taxonomy places the organism in Eukaryota, Metazoa, Nematoda, Chromadorea, Rhabditida, Trichostrongylidae. The record is from the annotation of a GenBank genome assembly.
AUGUUCAUGGAUCGCGAAGCAUUAAUUCAUUUCAUUGGAGGAGCCGUCGGAGGAACAGCAGGUACUUGUAUAACAUGUCCACUGGAAGUGGUAAAAACAAGAAUGCAAUCUAGUAAAGGGAUCACACCAGUUGGACCGUGUACCAGUCAAGGCGGCCAGCACUCCGGCAGUUCUCCACCUUCCAUACCUCGUAAAACGACUGCUCCUCAAGGACCAAUAUCAUCAACUUACAAGCAUUUCCUUGAAUCCAACCGUCGUUUGGGCAUGGAUUUUCUCGGAAGAUUAGUUGGAACAAGUGAUAUUAGCCGUAAUCGUAUGUCUCUGGACUUGUCGCGAUUCGUGCAGUCACAAGUACAUGAUUCCUCAAACACUCCAAGGAGGCGAUUAAACAUAUUACGUUAUUUCUCCUAUAUUAUCAAAAAUGAAGGAGUCGGCGGUUUGUAUAAGGGAUUAUUGCCAAAUCUUGUCGGCGUUGCUCCAUCCAAGGCUGUGUACUUCUACUCUUACUCGACAAGCAAACGCAUUUGGAACGAAUCAGAAUUUUUCGUUCCUAAUAGCGCUAUUGUACACAUGGUGAGCGCUGGUACAGCAGGUUUCGUAGCCGCAUCUGCCGUCAACCCAAUAUGGCUUGUGAAAACGCGAUUACAACUGUAUCAAGGCAAAAGUACCAUUCUCUCCAUGAUUCGUCGAGUUUAUAAGCGCGAGGGUAUCAAAGGAUUUUACAAGGGUGUGACCGCUUCAUAUGCUGGUGUCUCAGAAACAAUGAUACAAUUUGUUAUUUACGAGCACUUGCGUGGCCUUCUUCUUCGUCACCACCUGGAAGACGACGAUAAGGGAAAAAUGGACUUUUUGAAUUUUAUGGUUGCUGGAGGUUGUGCGAAAUUUAUUGCAUGUGUUAUUGCAUAUCCUCAUGAAGUGGUUCGAACACGGCUUCGAGAAGAAUCAUCCGUGAAGCGAGGAUUCUUCCGAACCCUUUACGAUUUGUACAAGGAGGGUGGUCGUGCUAUGUAUCGUGGUUUAUCAGUUCAGCUGAUGCGUACGGUCCCGAAUACAGCAAUCACAAUGGGGACAUACGAAGUCGUCGUUUAUAUGUUGCAUCAGCUGUGA